Austrofundulus limnaeus is the source of this 3369-nucleotide messenger RNA. RefSeq names its product putative monooxygenase p33MONOX. The transcript has 7 exons. Gene Ontology annotation, cellular component: cytoplasm. Bases 112 to 1038 code for a protein of 308 amino acids. The record is from RefSeq and is a predicted model, not a curated record. NCBI's taxonomy places the organism in Eukaryota, Metazoa, Chordata, Actinopteri, Cyprinodontiformes, Rivulidae.
GUGAUUUUGUGUAAUGUUUGUGUCUGUGUGAAGGACGUCUCGGUAGUUUUUUAUUUUUAUUUUUUUCAGCUCCCUCCCUGACUUGAACUCGUUCACGGUUCGACUGCAGUCAUGUCUGGUUCUGGGGACCUGCCAGCCAUCGAGGGUUCUGGGAUGGGCGGGAUGAAGCUUCCCGUGGGAAUGACUCGACGGGCCCUCAGCUACGACGACAACCUGGAGGCCCCCAUGUCCACGCCGCCCCACGACAUCAGCAUCAACAACCUGUGGAAACGCCCCGUCAUCCCGCCCAGGAAGUUCUCCCAGCUGGCUGAGGAGGAAGAGGGCGGAGCCUCCAAGCAGGCUGCAGGGCAGGACAGCGCCACCUUCAAGACUCCAGCUGUGGUCAAAACUAAAGCCUCUUCUGUCAUCAUGARCUCUCUCAUCACCAAACAAACUCAGGAGAGCAUGUACAAGUUUGAGCAGCAGGCCGGACUGACGGACACCAGCUACACUCCUCACAAAGGCCUGACAGCUGAGGAGACGAGGCACCACCACCGCAUCCCCGAGUCCCUGCAGAAAAUGCAGAUCCAGAAUUUGGAGGUGAAAGAAGAGAAGAGCUCCUCGGCUCAGUCCACUCCGUCCAACACUCCUCACAGCUCCCCGAAACAACAACGCAGGGGCUGGUUCAGCAGCGCCGGUUCAGAGGUCAGCCUCGGCUCUAACAGCAGCAUGGACGCCGGAGGCGGGGACUCGGCUGCGGGCGGCGCCGUGGAGCGGUGGGGCGUGUUUGGACCUCGGCUGCCYGUCCAGAGUCAGUCCUCAGACCUGGGAUCAGACGCUUCAGCUGCAGCAGGCUUUGCUCUGCAGGCGUACCGUGGAGCCCAGAAGCCGACCCCCAUGGAGGUGAUGAAGUCCCAGGCCACCCGGCUGUCCGACAACCCUCAGAGGGUGUCCCCGCCCAAGAUGGAGAUCCCCACCAUGGACGGUCGGCGUCAGGGGGCACGUCCACACAAGCUGAAACACCGAGACAUGAACAUCCUGACGCCGUCCGGCUUCUGAAGAGACGACCGCCGCCAGGCUCUGAAGGUCCCAUCGAAUGAAAACCUGACACUGUUUAUCCCUUUUCUGUGCACGCCCAACUUAACCCUUCAUAAACACAAAUCACUUAAACUGUUAAACUUAUUUUAUCAAGAAUAAAAUGACUCGAAUUAUAAUUUCCUUCUGCUGAUUCAGCCCAGAUUUCUGACUCAAUGUCUGAAUCUGCAGGCAGCUACAGCUGGCUUUAACUCAGUGUUCCCUGUAAGAAAUCAUUUAAAUAAUUGUUUUGGGUUUCUCAGAGUUCUGUGUAACCAUCUGCAAGAAUAUUUAAAACCAAUAAUGGACCAACUUUAGGUAUGUUCUUCCAGAUAAUGUGGAUUAUAUAAUGAGUUGUUUACACCUCCUGUUUUCAUGUGAGCUUUUUGUUUUUGGCUCCUCUGUGUUCAGAUCAGGCUGAACUCUGACCUGUUUCCACUGACUUCUGUCACGUUGAUGACACUUUUACCCUCUUUCUUUCUUUCUUUUCUUGUAUUGUACAGUUUAGUGUUUAUUUCCUCUGCCCGGUCAUUUCAUGGGACCUUUAAACCAGCUGUAAACUUUCUGUCCUCUUCACCACCAAAACAAAUCAACAUAAAGAGAAAAAAGUGGAACAUUUCCAUUUGUGCUGCUUUCGUGUGUAAAUCUUGUAGCUGUGCUGUCCGAUCAGACUCUUGAUGUUUAUCUUGUAUCAGAAAUGUUACGUCGAGCUUCAGCGUUUAAAAUAGUUUAGCCUGAAACUGAAAGACUUCUUCAGCUGAKGGUGAACCGUAUGUUGGUCCCAGUUUUAACAGAUCUUUAAAAAUGCACUUUAUCGCCACCAACAGACCUUCACAGUGCUCUACCUUUUGAAUUUCUCUCAUGAGCCUGAAAGACCAGUUAGAAGUUCAGCUCGGCUGCUGAGAACGAAGAGACGGAYUGUAAAUAUUGGUACUCGUGUUUAUUUCUUAUUAUUUCACCAGUUUUUGACCACGACUGUUAACCCUGAUAACCCCGAGUGUUUGGACCGUAGCUACGUGACUGACGGCUUUUUGUUGAAAUGUUUAGAUGUUGUGAACUUUACGUAAGCUAUUGUUGGAGCUUCGUUCUUAUUCGUUUGUAGUUUUAAUAAGAAAUGAAUAAGUUUAUUCUCAAAGCCGAGCUGAACGGACCUCUGAAGGUUCUUGUUCUGGUUUUGUUAGCACAUGAGCCCGAGGUAUGACGAGUGUUACGAAUCCCUCAAAGUUGGGAUUAUUSUGAACUUUCCACUUCAAAGUGUGCAAACAGAGUGAAGCAACACCCAGAGUUAGUUUCUGCAGCACCAAAUGUUGUUCAAAGAAAGURAUGAAACUGUAAACAGCAGAAACAUGAGCGUUCUGCUUUAAAUGACCAAAUACAUCGUUCUGUUAAACAGGUYUUUAGUGUCCUCCUCCUGCUGGACCUUACUUUUCAUUUGUCUGGGACAAAAAGGUGCAAACAUUUAUUAAACCAACAAAACAACUCAUCCAGAUUUAUUGUAAAAGUUUUCUCUCAGGAAUAUUGGUCACUGAAAAGUUAAAUGUGGUAAUAAUGAAAUGUUUUUGUACAGUUCUGUUGUUUUUCUCCUUCUGUUACUAAAGACUUCAUUCCAUUUGGAGAAAACSUCCUUUGUGGUUCUGUUUGAGCACUUGAGUGUAAAUAUUAAAUGUCAGGUUUGUGUUUCUGAACAUGAAACAGAACCAGAACAGAAAAACAGAAAAUUAAGUGUAUUUUUACGUUCUUUUUUACAGAUACUUUGAUUUAACUGAUUCUUUUUAUGAUUUUUGGAGAUUAACAGUUUAUCUGGGCUGAAACGAUUAGAAAAACAUUUGAACAGAAAAAAAAAUUAGAAACAUUUUCAUCCAUCCUGAAGUUGCAUCAAACCUUUUUGUUGCACUCGAUGCUGAUGACGCCUGAUUUUAUCUGUAAGAUUAUGUACAAAUUAAUAAGUCUCUGGCCUUGUUUUAUUAGUUCCACAUUUAUUUUGAAGGGAAACCGUCUGUUUUCUGGUCAUUUACUCCUGUAUAAYAGAACCAUGGCUUAGUCUCUGUUUUCGAAGUGAAAAUUAGAAGUUUGUAACUCUACUGUGGUGUUGGUCUGCCUCUCCCUUUCAUCACAAGUUCAACCAACUUUGUGUUUCCUGUUGGACACAUUCUGUUUCAGUUUUAUUACCCAUCCUUUAAGUCUCUGUCCUGACUUUAUUUUGACUGUUCAACAUGAAUAUAAGAUUUAUUGUCUUYGAUUUUUAGUUUCUGUACAGUUUAGUUUACUUUGCCAGCAGAGUUUGACAAUAAAUGUWACAUUCUCACUAGAGAAAAA